AUGGCGGUACAUCAAGUCCAAGUCUUUAAGUUGGGUAUCGCGACCCAGUUUGAGCGCCUCACUGGCAGGGAGAAACAAUAUGCGCAUCACAUGGCUCGCGCUGCUUGGCUCGGAUCGAGGAUCAUUCUGCAACAAGUUUCUCCGGAAUCAUCUUCAAUUUUCGACUUCAUCAUCGAGCUCCAUCGCACCUGUUCUGGCAACUGGCAUUCUUUCAUUGGGGAAGGUGUUAGCAGCGAUGACCUCCAGAAGUUCCUGACCUACGCGGCUACCUUUCUCUCCAAUGCUGGGAACUAUUAUGGCUCCGGGGAUCAAAAGUUUGUCCCUGGCAUAGAAAAUCAUGUCCUGAAGAAGCUGGCAGAUCGAUUCUCGGUAUUGAGAGAGUUAUAUGACGAGACGUCUCAAAGCAGCUACUAUCUGGGGAAUGCCAUCAGUGAAUCUGACGCAGCCAUUGUGUCCAAGAUUCUUGAGCAGAACGCCGUAUUCCCUGAGAAUACUAGGCUUCGAAAGUCUGAAGAUGGCACUGAAUACGAUGUCCUCAUUGCAUCUGUUGAACGUGGACUCGUUGCCCAGUUCUCUCUCCCAAGUGGCCAAGGACAUGUGAGACUUCUGAAGGGAGAUCAUUCGUCUGAUCUCCAACUCGUUUGUGCAGAGUUGAACGAAGCCUCCAAAUACGCGGCCAACGAUUUGCAGAGAAAUAUUCUCAGUGCGUACAUCGAAAGCUUCCAAACCGGUAGCCUGGACAUAUAUCGCACGUCUCAAAGGCUAUGGGUUCAGGACAAGGCGCCUAGGGUAGAGAAUAUCUUUGGAUUCGUCGAGCCAUAUCGCGAUCCGCAAGGAAUUCGAGGAGAAUUCGAAGCUCCGGUGGCCAUUGCAGAUGAUUCAGAGACCAGGCUACUUGCUGAACUAGUUGACAACUCGGCAAAGUUCAUCCGCCGACUGCCUUGGGCAACCCCAGAGAAUGAUGGCAAAGGGCCGUUCGAGAAGAGUCUAUUCGAGCCGCCCGACUUCUCGAGCAUUCAUGCUCUUGCGUACUGCUCAAGCAUCAUAUUUCCCGGAAUCAACUUACCAAAUUAUAAUGAUAUUCGGCAAGAAAAUGGAUUCAAGAAUGUCAUCAUUUCUAAUCGAAUGAUUGCUGAGAGCCAAGCAAAGCAGUACCCUUUUAUUGAAGAUUCUGAAGCUGAGAAGUUCAGGGAGCACAAGUUCCAGGCUUAUUAUUGGUGGGUUGUGCUCCAUGAGCUCCUUGGCCAUGGUACAGGGCGAAUGAUGGUUGAAAGUAUGGACGGAAAAUUCAACUUUGAUAUCGAGAAUCCACCCGUCAACCCCCUCACUGGAAGACCUAUUUCAAGCUGGUACAAGCCAGGUCAAACUUGGACGGGUCAAUUUGGUGAACUGGCAACUACGGUCGACGAGUGUAGGGCUGAACUAGUGGGAGCUUAUUUAAUGGAUGAUUCGGAGCUUCUUGAAAUGUUUGGUUUCACUGAAACGUCCAAUAUUCAUGCCGAAGACUUGACGUACAAUUUGUACUUGCAGCUGGGCGUUGAUGGUCUACGGGGACUCUCGAACUUUAACGUGCAAAGUAAUAAAUGGGGUCAGGCGCACAGUCGGGCUCACUUUGCCAUACUGAAGUGCUUGCUUCUUAACGGCGGUGGUGUCAUAACUAUAUCACGCAAUAAGCCCAAACAACGUUUGACAGUUCGGGUGGACCGGUCUAAAAUUCGUACACAUGGGAAACCGGCCUUGGGAAAGAUGCUCUUGCAUCUGCACGUGUUUCGAUGUACAGCAGAUGUGGAAGGCUGUCGAACAUACUAUGAGAAGUUGUCAAGUGUAGACGGUGAGUAUAUCGAGUGGCGAGAGACAGUGAUUGUGAAUAAACCCCCUCCGCUCGUCUUUGUCCAAGCUAAUACGUUUCGUGAUGGGGACACAAUCACUUUGAAGGAGUACGAACCAACGGUUGAAGGCGUGAUUGCAAGCUGGGUGGAGCGACAGUGUGAACAACAAAUUGAUUUACCAUGA
Metarhizium brunneum ARSEF 3297 is the source of this 2013-nucleotide messenger RNA. It is a transcript of the gene DppIII, whose product is annotated as Dipeptidyl peptidase 3. Gene Ontology annotation, cellular component: cytoplasm. Gene Ontology annotation, biological process: proteolysis. Gene Ontology annotation, molecular function: dipeptidyl-peptidase activity; metalloexopeptidase activity. The record is from RefSeq and is a predicted model, not a curated record. NCBI's taxonomy places the organism in Eukaryota, Fungi, Ascomycota, Sordariomycetes, Hypocreales, Clavicipitaceae.